Radiomyces spectabilis is the source of this 1297-nucleotide messenger RNA. RefSeq lists its product as uncharacterized. The coding region runs from base 45 to 1115 and encodes 356 amino acids. The record is from RefSeq and is a predicted model, not a curated record. The transcript has a single exon. NCBI's taxonomy places the organism in Eukaryota, Fungi, Mucoromycota, Mucoromycetes, Mucorales, Radiomycetaceae.
UUUUUUCUUGUAUUUCCUUCCAUAUUUGAACCGAAAGUAUAUUGAUGGCUCCUUAUCAAUAUCCGAAAAAAGCAAGCUUUAACAAGGAGAUCCUGGAUACCUUUUGUUUUCAUUGGCCCGCAGCGCACAAGUACGUACUCGUGCGCGUCCUCGAUGACUCGAUCGCCAUGGCGCCGGUACGAUCUCGUAUGGCUUUCUUGUUCUUCCACAAUGCUCCUCCACCACGACGGCCAUCCGUAGCAACCAGCUCAUCCUCACCACGUUUUGGCCCAUCGCGGGUGCAUUCGGUGUUCCGUGCUUGGAAACAUACCCUCAUAUUUGCUGACACAGAAGACAGCGAUGACGACGAAGAGCCGAGUGACAAAGACACGUUGACCCGCCAGCGAUCCACUUCUCCAAGCAAUGCCAUGUCACCCGGACCUGCCAUCUCCCUUAAUGAUAUUAUUACCGAUAAUCCCACGCUGUGUGACAACUGGAUUCAUGCACAAUGCAGGGUUGACCAAACAACGCCCGAUACAGCCAUCCGACUGUAUACAAAGCACACCACCGUUAUGCUGAGAGCGCGAUGUCUAGCGGAGAAAGUGGCCUUUCUUAAUCUUGUCCGUUUAACUGAUCAACGCCGGCCGUCCAGUGACGCAGGAGCCAGAUCCGUUUCGUCUGAUACUCAAACGAUAAUGUCUGACAGCCUCAUUGAAGAUUCUGUCAUGCAGAAUGAACACCAGUUCCAAAAAGUCGAUAUGUUAGCGCGAAAGUUGGAAAAAGCACGCGAUGAUAUCCAACUGUAUUUCGAAGAAUUACAGCGCCUGGAUCAUGGAUGCGCCACAUUGAGUCAUUCCUUGGAUAAAAGCGCGGUAGGUGACAUUCGACGAGUAUUGAAAGAUGUCCGGGAACAAAUGGCGUCGUCCAUGGAAUAUUCUCAAUCACAUCAAAGACAUAUGAACGAUCUGGAAAAAAAGGCGAUGUCUAAUUCUGGCAUACUGAAAACCGUCGAUUUGCGCUUGGAAGAUUUGCAGAACACGAUGCGACAACAUGCAUGGUAUCCGUGGUUAUACACCGGUUUGAUCUCCAUAUCGAUUGUCAUCCUGAGUUUUCUGGUGUACUGGCUCCUCCGCUGAACCAACAUUAUUCCCUCGAUUAAUAAUCUACUCUAUAUUUGCAUUGUAUAUUUGUAAUUUUUAAAUUUUGUAUUCAAACCCAUUACGCCUAUCACCGUCAUUCUCCUCAUUCUCACUCUCAUUCACCUCAAAAAAUCAUCACUGCAUCAUUUUAUCGAUAACUUUUUUGCUCUAAUUUUGAC